Molecule: messenger RNA, 2205 nt
Organism: Siniperca chuatsi (mandarin fish)
Lineage: Eukaryota; Metazoa; Chordata; Actinopteri; Centrarchiformes; Sinipercidae
Gene: lpar4
Product: lysophosphatidic acid receptor 4
Exons: 3
Coding region: 534-1598 (354 amino acids)
Biological process (GO): phospholipase C-activating G protein-coupled receptor signaling pathway; positive regulation of Rho protein signal transduction
Cellular component (GO): membrane
Molecular function (GO): lysophosphatidic acid receptor activity
Source: RefSeq, a predicted model, not a curated record
CGGGUGAGCAGGCGCGGUGGGAUGUGAUGCGGUCCCAUUUCUAGCGGACGGACAGAGCAGGUCGUCAGGACUAAUGGAAGAACUCACACCCGCAGGAUUUGUUGUCGCUAACUAGCUUUAAAGUGGUUUCAUGACUUCUGCGGGAUAUUUAGGUACAGUUUGACACAGCUGACUGUACAGUAGGAGAGUUGGCGAAACUCCAAGCCAGGCAGAAAACAUUUGAGUGCGAAAAUAUGGAGGUUUCCUUUUGACAGCUGCGCCGCUGCCAGACUGACAAACAUCAGUGACCAGGAGGUGAGCUGUCACCAUCCAUUCAGCUGCCAGAUGACUGACCAGCCCUGCAGGCGUGCAUCCUGACUGCCUCUGCCUCCAUUUGUGUGUCUGAAUGUCCACGAUGACUUGGAGAGGACUUGAUUGGUGGAUCCCCUGCUGACACCUCCGAUCCACAGAUAUCCGUCCCAACUACCCCCUUUCCUGACGGCUUUGGUGUAACCUUUUUUUGUGGAGCCCCCCUCCCUGUUUAAGUUGUCACCAUGGCUAGCCUGGUGCUCAACGAGACUGGAAUGGAAGACUGCGGCAUUGACGACUCCUUCAAGUACAACUUGUACUCUGUGAUUUACAGUGUGGUCUUUGUCUUAGGCCUGAUCACCAACUGUGCUGCCCUCUUUGUAUUCUGCUUCCGGAUGAAGAUGCGCAACGAGACCACAAUGUUUAUGACUAAUUUAGCGUUAUCCGAUUUAGUAUUUGUUUUUACGCUGCCAUUCAAGGUCUUCUACAAUGUUAACCGCCAUUGGCCAUUUGGAGAUGGACUGUGUAAGGUAUCAGGAACAGCCUUCAUCACCAACAUCUACGGCAGCAUGCUCUUCCUCACCUGCAUCAGUGUAGACCGUUUCCUGGCAAUAGUCUACCCUUUCCGCUCCCGCUCCAUCCGCACGCGCAGGAACGCGGCGCUGGUGUGUGCCGCCGUGUGGCUGACCAUCGUAGGAGGAGGAAUAUCCGUGACCUUCUUCUCCACCAUUAACAGCACAAACAGAGCCACCACAUGCUUUGAGGGCUUCUCCAAGAGCACCUGGAGGACCUACCUGUCCAAAAUCACCAUCUUCAUCGAGAUUGUGGGCUUCCUUCUCCCCCUUCUGGCCAACUUGGUAUGUUCCUCGCUUGUUCUGCGGACGCUGAGGCGUCCAGUGACUGUUGGUCGUGGUUGUGACAGCAAGAGACGUGUCCUACGGAUGAUUUUGGUCCAUCUGGGUAUCUUCAUCAUCUGCUUCGUCCCUUAUAACUCUAUCCUCUUCCUGUACGCCCUGGUGCGGACCCAGGCCCUGGCUAACUGCGCAGUGGAGCGCUUUGCUCGAACUCUUUACCCUAUCACUCUGUGCCUGGCCAGCCUCAACUGCUGCCUGGACCCUGUGGUCUACUACUUCACCUCAGAGAGCUUCCAGAAAAGCUUGACAAUGGGAGGCAAAGGGUCCGGCUCCCGGCCCGAGAGUAUCCCCCGUAGCGACACUGAGACCCAGGACACAGCAAACACUCUCCCCAGAGACACACACACUCCGGCCAGCAAUGGAAAAGACUCAAAGAUGUCUGAGAGCCAGUUCUGACUCAGCAGGGAAGAAGGAAGGUAAAGAAGGACAGGGUGGGUUCGACAGGAGCCCUGAAUUUUUUGACAAAUAAAGCAAUCAGCUGUUUGGUCCUGGAAGUGACAAACGCAUAACUCAGCAGAUUAGUUAAGGCCUGAGGUAAGUCCUGAGGUAUGGCCUGGGCUUUACAGAUUAAUCCACCAAUGGAAAGCAGAGGAAUGUAUCUGUAUGUGUUUAUUAUGAAAGAACACUACGGGGACCAGAAACCCAGCCACACCGGGUCUAUUGUCCAGAGACACGCAGAGCCUCUAAAAGAGACUCCAACACAUCAUCACUCAGGCUUAACACAAACACUCACAAAUGCACUGGAUUGUGGAUAAAAUGGAGAUUUACAUCCACAUUGUUGAAAUAUGCUGUUUAGUACUUUUGUAACACACAGAGCCCUUACGUUUUAUUGUUAUAAAGUUCAAGCUUUCACAGUACUUUAUAUCAUUUUAGAUAUUAAUGUUAUGACACUCUUUAGUGUGGUGAGAACCGUUGUUAUUGUAACACAGCAGCGCGCUGACCUGCUGAGUUAAAUGUGUCUCAUGUUGAAGUUUGAGGCCAUUAAAUGUCUGUUUUGAAUUGC